AUGAGAAAGUCUUUGCGAGAAUUGGUGUCCAGCCGAGGAAAGGGUCAGUCCUCAAAGGCGCCUGCCAAGGCACAAACCCAGGACCCUCCUCCAAUCGCCCCUCAGGUCCCUACUGACCCUGGCCUCAAGGUUAACCUUGACCUAAAAAAGAAGAGGCAGGCUGACAUUCCUGAGGAGGGUAAACUGGCUUCCCGACCUGUUAAGCAGCAAAAGGCUACUAAGGGACAGAGGAGUAAGAGGGCAAACUCCUCGGAGAGCCGGGACAAGGAGAACCGUGCUGAGGUGCGCGCUACCACGCAGAAGUUCAAGGAGUCGGAGAAACGACGCAAAAGUGUAGAGGCUGGUUUGAAAAGUGCUGAGACCCAGGCGGAGGACCAGCGCAAAGAGCUAUACUCAACCCAGAUCAACCUUGCCACCGAGAAGCAGGCAGUGCUGGAUCUCAAGACUGCUCUGCAAAAAGUCGAGGAUGAGCUGCGGCGGGUCAAAGAGGAGGCUCAGCUGAUCCGAGAGGAGAUCCGAGAGAAUCCUGACGGCGUCCAAGCAGCCUCUGAGCAGGAUUUGGCGGUGCCUGAUGCCGUCCCCGUGCCUGACAAGGCGAAAGAUCCCGCUGUUGACUCUAUCUCCGACGUUCCUCCUCCUCAGCUAGAGCAGAAGAAGGAUCCCCCUGCUAAGGCUUAG
Quercus robur (English oak) is the source of this 678-nucleotide messenger RNA. RefSeq lists its product as uncharacterized. The coding region runs from base 1 to 678 and encodes 225 amino acids. The transcript has 3 exons. The record is from RefSeq and is a predicted model, not a curated record. NCBI's taxonomy places the organism in Eukaryota, Viridiplantae, Streptophyta, Magnoliopsida, Fagales, Fagaceae.